GCAGUUCGAUAUUAAGGGUUUUCGGGGCUCUGAUUAAUUUUUUUUUUGAUUUGCUUGCGUGUAUCGCAAAUUGUCAAUUAGACAACGAUUAAAAGUUUGAAAAUAUCGCGUGUUUGCGUGUACAGAAGUGUUAAUUCUAUUGAGUUAAGCAUUAAUUUGAUUUGAUUCAAUUCGAUAGAAUACACUGUUUGAGAUCAGUUUUAUUUUUCGUUGUGAGCAAGUGUUUAAAGAAAAUCCGUCAAAAUUCAGCGAUACGUGAGUGAGGUUUUAUCCAUUUAUCUGAAGUUUGCUUUCCUCGCUAUCUUCUUAUUCUACUUCAUAAAAUGGUACAUUUGGUAUUUUGAGCCGAAAGAUUCGGCUUUGGAUUAACGAGAUCACACACACACACCCGCCAUCUAUCCAGCUCGAACGACGGGUCUUCUGUGAACACAUAAACAAAAAGGUUAUAUCCGAUUCAUUUUUUUUAUUUUCUUCACUUCGGUGCUUGUGAAACGGAAAUCAAACAGAUACACUUUAAAAUCAAACCAAGAUUGAAUGGUGUCCCCUAUUGAAGAUACACGUGGAUGAAUAAAAAAUAUUGGGAAAUGAGAAGUGACAUGCGAUGGCUGUUAUUAUUAACAGCCAUAAUCGGAAUCGUAGGAUGUGCUGAUGCACUUAAAGCAACUUCAUUGAUAUUCGGUAGAUCAAAUGCAAAUAAAACAACAGCCUCCACAACAACGACGACCACAUCGACAACGGUGACCACAAUCGAUGCAGAUUCAUUAAACGAUGAUGAGAAAAAAGAUGAUGGUGAACCAACCGAGGAAGAAGCGACCAAACCACCAUUAACCGGAAUACCACAGAUUGAUUACAUUUGGGAUCCAAACUUACCAAGAGAACUCAAUGGAUACAAUCUGUCAACGUAUCCGUUCUUGAACUCCGUUCCCGACAGUGAUGACAUUGAUUUCAAGUGUGAUGGUCUGCACGACGGUUUCUAUGCUUCCAUCAAAUAUAGUUGUCAACUUUAUCAUCAUUGUGUUUAUGGGAUUCGUCACGAUUUCUUAUGUGCCAACUUUACUGCUUUCGAUCAAAAAUCAUUCAUCUGUCACUUUGUCUCAGAGGUGAAUUGUAAAGCAUCUGCCAAAUAUUGGUUUAGAAAUGAUGCUUUGUACAAGGCGACAACAACUACAUCGACCACAACAACAACCAUUGCGCCGCCAUCAACAACAAGCCAAGCACCUGAACGACGUCGACCUGAAGCAAGACGACCAACUCGUAGAAGGCGACCACAACAUGAAUACUACUAUGAUGACGAAGACUAUGACGAUGAUUACGUUGAGGAGAGAAUGAACCGGAGACGCAAAGCAAAUCGAAAUCGAAAUCGUCGACCAUCGGAGUAUGAUGAUGAAUAUGAUAACCCACCUCGAGCCAACUAUAAAGAUGAUGAGGAUGAUUAUUCGUAUGAACAGCGUUCAUCGUAUCGUCAUCGAAAUCGUGAUGAUGAUUUUGAAUACGAUCGACGAAGCUAUCGGAAUCGAAAGCGACCGAAUGAAAAUAAACGUCAUUAUGACGAUGAUCGGCGUACCGAUGAUAUCGAAGAGCGUCGACCACAUUCAGAUAAUCGAAAACAUCCUCAUGAUCCAGCCGAAAGUGGUAAACGCAAAUUCAAUGAUCGCCGUACAUCACUGAAUGAUGAUCGAAAGACAUACAACAAUGAUGAAAAGAAUUCGUAUGACGAUCGACGUUCGUUGAGCGAAGAUGAUCGUGGUCAUUUAGACGAUAGACGAUCAACACAUGAUGAACGUCGAAAAAUGAAUGAUGAACGUCGUACAACGUCGGUUGAUGAUGAUCGUAGAAGUUCAGUGGAUGAAGGUAGACGAAAUACGCAUGAUAAACGACGACCAAAUUCGGAUCGAUCUAGACCACAAUACGAUGAUGAAUAUGAAGACUAUCCGAAAAAACAAAAUCCACGUGAAGAUGACUAUGAUGAUCGAUCAUAUAAGCGGCCGUUGCACGAUAACAAAUCGGAAAUUGUGCCAAAAGUACGAUCUUCAAGUGCAGCUGCAUCGAUAUUCAAUCGACCGCGUACACCACCGAAAAUCAAUCGACCCGUUCCAACAAAUGAACGGAAAAAAUACGAAUAUGUACCACAAAAAUCCACCGACAAAUCAACAGUGACCACACCAAUAGCCGACGAUGAAAUCUACGAUGAUUAUGACUAUGAAGCGGAAAAAGCGCAAAUUGAUAUAAAACAUAAAACGGCCGAUAUGAAAAAGAGCAAUCCGGCUCCUUCUAGUCAACGUGAUCAACGGCCAUCUACACCGCUCAAACAAGAAAAACUUCCAACAAACUUCAACACCGAUGAAUUGGAAGAUGUAGAGUUCGAUGUCAAAGAAAAAGUAACAUCAAUCAAACCACAACGUUCAACAUUACCAAAAGUUGAGGCAAUGCAACACCAACACCAACACCAACAACCACAAUCACAAUUGCAACAUCAAUCGCAGCGUCCAAUCAAAACGCAGGAAUAUUAUGAAAAACCAAAAGAAGUUACGGUCAAAUCGAAUGUAAGACCCGCAUUGGAUUUCAAUAAAGAUGAAUAUAUUCCCGAUUCAGAUUUGGCCGAUUAUCCGGACGAAGAGAUCGACGAUAGAUCAACAAAAGUUGAAGAUGUUCGACAACAACCCGAAACGAUACCAACACGAACUGAUUUUCGGUCAAAUGUACCAGUACAAGAGCAUCAAGAAAUGAUAAAACCAUUACAUCAAGAUGAUGUUCAAACGAAAAUUCCAUACUCACCACCACAAUCGCAACAAGAUUUACAAUUCAAAACCAAAUUUCAUCGUUUAUCGAAUGUUCGAACGGCCGAUGAUACCUUCCGAAAAUCAAACACUGAACCAGAAGAACGAGAUGUCUACACCAUUUUGCCGAAAGAUACAAUUUCAAUGAUUCGUGAACCAUCUGGCUUCAAACCGGUUAGCUAUAAUGAUGAACCGCAUAAUUUUGAUUUGGAUACAACGGUGGUCACAAAAACACGACCAUAUGUACGUGUUAUGAAACGACCAUUUUUGCCAAGCCGUGGCGGUAGCCCAUAUUUACCGCGUGGACUAAAAGCAGUUGGAGCUGGCUUCACAACAUCUGAUUAUACAACCGAAAGUGCACAAAUUCAUGGUACACCAAAAUCGGCGCAAGCAGCAGCUAUUGGUAAUGUACAAUUAUACGGUGGCCAUCAAUUACCAAUAUCACGUACAAAUAACGCCCCUUAUGGUGUCGGACAUCAGCCACAACAAAUGCAUCCAUCGAGCAUUGCAAAUGAUUUACGAACAACAACACAACAACCACAAAUCGAAUCGCCACGCAGUCCGCUUGAUGAAAUUUUCAACAGUGAAAAUGACUAUGAUGUGACAUUGAAUGAUGCUUUGAAUCCAACAUUGAAGCCACUGAGCCAUGAAUCACCGAUUGGAUUUUCUCUAAACAAAUACGAUCGCGCCAAUCCAUAUGCACGUUCUGAUGUAUCACAUGCACCAUCGCAAUAUCGAUCAACUGCCAUUCCCAUUCGACAAGCACCGCAAACAAUGCAACAACAACACCAGCAUCAGCAACAACCAUUGCCACAACCACAGCCACAACAACAAAAUCAACAACCACAACAGCGACCGCCUCAACAAUCUCAAUACUAUGAUGAUGAAUACGAAUAUUAGGUGACAAUCAAAAAAAUAAACAUAAAAAUAGAUCCAAACGUAUGAACAAAAGAAAUAAAGCGAACGAACAAACAAACAAAAAAUCUUUCAAAACAAAGCAAUUUUAAUUUAUGUUUUAGGAUUUAAAAAAUGGAUUUGAAAUUUGUUAGAAACAAAAAUCAAAAGUAGAAAAAAAAAACAAUGAAGCGACUAAAUCCAUAUGAUUAAAUCAAAAUGCGAAAUCAAUUAGAGAGAUAAAGAGAGAGAACAGCAUAGGAGUAUUUUUCACACUAAAAAAGCCGUUGUCCCGUCCGUUUGUGUAAAUAUUUUUUAAGACAAUUUCAAAGCGUGAACGAGAACGAAAGAUAGAAAGAGAGGGGAUUUUUUUUUUAAAACAAUACUCAACCAAGGUGAUAAACGAUGUAUCGUAAAUCGUAUGUAAUAAUAUUUUUUUUGUUUUAAAUUUGCGGUGCAAUUUGUUAGUGCGAAAGAGAUACGUCGAAUGAUCGCAUAAAGAGUAAAAAAAAAAAAA
Contarinia nasturtii (swede midge) is the source of this 4188-nucleotide messenger RNA. RefSeq names its product probable serine/threonine-protein kinase kinX. Gene Ontology annotation, cellular component: extracellular region. Gene Ontology annotation, molecular function: chitin binding. The record is from RefSeq and is a predicted model, not a curated record. NCBI's taxonomy places the organism in Eukaryota, Metazoa, Arthropoda, Insecta, Diptera, Cecidomyiidae. The coding region runs from base 564 to 3677 and encodes 1037 amino acids. The transcript has 8 exons.